GAAGAAAAGCGAAUCCUGGAGCUCGGAGGCCACGUGGGGUUUGACAGUUUUCCAGAUCAGUUGGUCAGCAAAUCAGUUGCACAGGGAUUCUGCUUCAACAUCCUCUGUGUAGGUGAGACAGGAAUAGGCAAGUCAACAUUAAUGAACACUCUUUUCAAUACGACAUUUGAAAAUGAGGAAGCCAGCCACUAUGGGAGUGAAGUACAGCUACGCCCACAAACAUAUGAGCUGCAGGAGAGCAAUGUCAACCUCAAGCUGACCAUUGUGCACACUGUAGGGUUUGGAGACCAGAUCAACAAAGAAGAAAGCUAUAAACCCAUUCUUGAGUACAUCGAUGCCCAGUUUGAAAAGUACCUUGAAGAGGAGCUAAAAAUAAAACGCUCCUUGUUUAACUGCCAUGACACACGAAUCCACAUCUGCCUGUAUUUCAUCGCUCCCACCGGACACUCCCUAAAGUCCCUCGAUCUUGUCACAAUGAAGAAACUGGACAGCAAGGUAAACAUCAUCCCUGUUAUUGCAAAGGCAGACACGGUAUCCAAGAGUGAACUGGACAAAUUAAAGAUCAAGAUUAUGAGUGAGCUGGUCAGUAAUGGAGUGCAGAUUUAUCAGUUCCCUACAGAGGAUGAAGCUGUCGCAGAGAUCAACUCCUCCAUGAAUACUCAUCUUCCCUUUGCCGUGGUUGGAAGCGUAGAAGACGUUAAAGUAGGAAAUAAGAUGGUGAAAGCACGAUUGUACCCCUGGGGAUCAGUACAGGUGGAGAAUGAAAACCAUUGUGAUUUUGUGAAGUUGAGGGAGAUGCUACUGCGUGUGAACAUGGAGGAUCUCCGAGAGCAAACGCACGCUCGGCACUAUGAGCUUUACCGUCGCUGCAAGCUGGAAGAGAUGGGCUUCAAGGACACAGACCCGGACAGCCAGUCGUUCAGCCUUCAGGAGACGUACGAAGCCAAGAGGAAGGAGUUCCUGGUGGAUCUGCAGCGCAAAGAGGAAGAAAUGAGACAGAUGUUUGUCAACAAAGUGAAGGAGACCGAAGCAGAGCUGAAAGAAAAGGAAAAAGAGCUUCAUGAGAGGUUUGAGCAGCUGAAGCGCAUGCACCAGGAUGAGAAGAAGAAUCUGGAGGAGAAAAGACGAGAACUGGAGGAGGAGAUGAAUGCCUUCAACAGAAGAAAGGUGGCAGCUGAGACACUGAUGGGACAGGCACUCCAGGGCUGCUCACAACCAUUCAAGAAGGACAAGGACAAGAAGAAUUGAUUUAUGGAUCAAACAUCCAGGGUAACCAGGAAUGUGUCUGCCAUCAGCAUGGGAAAAAAGAAACUGUCAUAUCUGACAAUUCUUCCUGACACUGUAUGUGUGGACAUAGUGUCACAGUGACUAUGCACGUAUGUGAGCCUGAAUAAUGUGAUGGCUAUAAGCCUCUGUGUACUUUUGGAUCAAAAAGGUAGCUUUGCUCAGUGUAUUUAAUUUGUCCCUAAUGCUGACUCUGCUAGACACACAAUCCAUGGACUGUUUUCAUAACAUGUAGCUUGUGUUGUUUUAUGUUCUUGCCAUGAAUGUGUGUUCAUCUCCUGUUGUAAUUUUAAGUCUCUGUUUCUCAGUGAGACACUGACAAAACGUAUUGGAAACAGGAGACUUGCGGUUACUGACUUAACUGAACUGGUGGUUGUGAGUUAUGUUAUUGUAUUAACAUGGACUAAGCAUUUGUGUGUAUUUAUACAUGCAGUUAUUCACAAGUUGAAUGGUCUCUAGUAGAGUUGUUUUAUAAUAAAGAAUGUCUAAUAAUGUAUAUAAAAAUAUUGAUAAUUGUUUUUUAAUUGUUGGUAGUUUGAGGUAACAUAAUUAAACACUAUUCUAUGCAAAGUGAGUGAGUCUGGAAGUGAGUUAAAUAUUUUGCCUUCAUUUAUAUUAAAAUAAAUAAUGACAAUGGAAAACCGAACAGAGCAUCAGUUCAUCUGUUGGUCAGCUAGACCCAUUCCCCUUAAUUUCUCUCAGUUCUCUGGGACUACGUGUCACAUCAGUCAUUUGUGUGAUUCAAAGCAUUUCAUAUUGCACCCGUUGUCGUCAUGUCAUACCAAAUGUCCACAUACGCCACAUGUUUUUAUUUUUAACAAUAACAAAUGCUUAUUAAACUUUAUCGUUUGCACACAUUUAAUAUUUCAUGUAUUUUUCUAGUGACCAUAAUGAAUAUGUGGAGCUACUUGUU
Messenger RNA from Micropterus dolomieu (smallmouth bass), 2197 nucleotides. RefSeq names its product septin-8-A-like. The transcript has 9 exons. The record is from RefSeq and is a predicted model, not a curated record. Bases 142 to 1248 code for a protein of 368 amino acids. Gene Ontology annotation, cellular component: septin ring; cell division site; septin complex. Gene Ontology annotation, molecular function: GTPase activity; molecular adaptor activity; GTP binding. NCBI's taxonomy places the organism in Eukaryota, Metazoa, Chordata, Actinopteri, Centrarchiformes, Centrarchidae. Gene Ontology annotation, biological process: cytoskeleton-dependent cytokinesis.